AUGAAGCGAAAUAGCUUGAAAAUCUGCAGCCGCUGCAUUGGUCGAGACAGGAAGAAAACCCCUCACGAGCCCUACUUCUUUAGCGCUGCGAACAACCUUGACUUCGGGGAAGUCCCCGGCAAUCUACCUGAUCUAACAAUGGUCGAGGAGAUGCUCAUUGCUAGGGUUCACGUACACGUGAAGGUCCUGCAGCGCGCAAACUCUCCACCGGAUGCCGCUGCCUUCCAUUCGCAGGGCCCCUAUCGACGAAUUCAACCGUUCCCAGCCGCUGCUAACGCUCGCGUUCCUACCCUCUACCCUGACGGCAAGGCCGACUUCGUGGAGCCUCGCCUACGGAGCAUCACGUACCAGGACUACCUUGGCCAUGCGAUGAGAUGGCAUGACGGACGUUUUGCCCGCCAUAAGACGUGGCCUUUCGUCGCCCUCAACACGCUGUUACAGGAAGCGAUGGCUGAGCCUGACGAGCCAGAGGCUCAGGACCUGAUCCAGUCGAUCACGCGCCAAGCCGCGGAAUUGGAAGCAUAUGCCUACAAUCUGGGCAGACCUGGCCUUUUCGUUACUGCAAAGUGGAAAGCAGCUCCUGAGGCGGCGCGCAUGGUCCUGUCCCGGCAACUACUGCGAGACAACGCCCACAUCGCCGCUUACCACUUCCAUAAGCGUUAUACGCUGUUUAGGACUACUGUCCUGAAGCAGAAGUUCAACCUAACGGACUUUUGGGGCCGUUACGAUCCGGAGCAAUUCGCCCGCAUCUGGGGAUAUCACGUAUCUGCUGUCAACCCAGAGCCUCAGCGAAUACAGGGCGAGAGGAACGAUGGCCAGAUUAACCACUACAACCGCUUGCUUACCGUUGCGUGGCUAGCCAAUACAGAUGUUUCGCCCUGCACGAGCCUCCAGCAGGUAAUCGAUUACGCGGCCAAAUACUGCUCCAAGUCGGAAAAGAAGAGCGAGUCUUUUGCCCAGAUUGGGAAGGCUUUGAUGUCCCGGGUCAAGGACCACAACCCCCUGAUUUCCUUCACGUCAAAGCUCCUUAAUCAGCUGGUUGCUGAGCGGGAUUACUCGAAGCAGGAGGUCAGCCACUUGCUCCUCGGCCUGCCGUUACAGGAAGGCUCACGAACCUGCCUGUACGUUGACUGUCGUAAUCCUGACAGGCAUUCCCGCUCCCUCCGUAUUGAUGGCGAUGAGGUUGACGAGGCCCCCAACGUUUUCGAAAAGUACUGUCAACGCCCGGAAGCCCUAGCGGACCUAAACUACGUCUCCUUCCUGAAGUGCUGGAAUUUCCGCCCUAGGGACCCUUCCAAGUGGAAGCAAUGGCAGCCAGGCAACGUUAACGUCAUGGUGAUGACCAUUACGGAGGAUCUUGACCUACUUGGCCGCCGCGAUAUCGACGUCAAUUACGACUGGACACGGCAUGUGGGUACUUAUCCGGAACUUCGAGACGGCUACUGGAAAGACCUUAUCGCUAGCCACCCCAUGGCCAACGAUGUCGAGGUCCUUGGCCCUCACUGGCGUAAUACGCUGAACCCACAACAACGGCUCGUGUACGACACAUUCAUGGGUCACUUCCAGGCGCAAAUCCUACUCAAAUCCUUCUCCACGUUGAUGGCGGUGGUGGCACAGCAGCCGCCCUACCGAAUUCUAGCCCUAUUUGCCGCGUGGCGCCAACAGGCGUUGCGAUCCCGCCUACGGCACGUCAAAUACCUCGUUAUCGAUGAAAAGAGCAUGCUAGGGCUUGAGCAGCUCGCGCGGAUCGAUUCCCGUCUGCGGCAGGCCUUUCCACAGCGUAGCCUCGAGUUCUUCGGUGGUCGCCAGGUUGGUGAUGACCAGGCCCAGUUCCGUCAGGCGUUACAGGAACUGCGUGAAGCCAGGUUGACGCAGAGCGAGGUUGACGGCUUCAGGACCGCUUUGCGAGUGUAUUCUACAAAGGCCCGGGUCGAGGCAAAGAAUCAAGGCAACGGCGCGGGACAGGCAUCAAGCGACAGUGCUGGCAACCUAUCUAACAAGUUCCCUGUUGCUAAGGGCGCCGACCCGUUGGAAGACCCCCCAGCCGUUAUUAUGGUGGACUUUGAUAUCUACGACGGACCGCCGUAUCUAACAACUAACGAGGGCAGGAAAAUCUCACCCAUCCUCCCAAGCCUAACGAAGGAUCAAAUAGUUACUGAUCUCGCUACACGCGACUUCCAGGCCGGCAUUAGCUAUGUUGCUGUCUCACGGGUUACGUCGCUGCAAGGCUUACUCCUUGAGGUGCCUUUCGAUCGUCAGAGCCUCUAUAACCACACGCCGACGGAAGGGAUGAAGAUGCGCCUCGCUGACCAACAACGGCGUCAGGGUCAACAGCUGACCGACCCACCAUAUCCACCACGCUACCUUGACUAA
Messenger RNA from Hirsutella rhossiliensis, 2373 nucleotides. Its product is annotated as ATP-dependent DNA helicase PIF1. The transcript has 17 exons. Bases 1 to 2373 code for a protein of 790 amino acids. The record is from RefSeq and is a predicted model, not a curated record. Lineage: Eukaryota; Fungi; Ascomycota; Sordariomycetes; Hypocreales; Ophiocordycipitaceae.